AUGAAGAGAAUUGUUGACCUACAAGAUGCUGACACAGGCAACCAUGGCCGAACAAUCAAACAGCUGCAGGAAGAAGUGGAACAAGCUCUGAAUGAAGAGGAACAAAAAUGGAAACAAACAAGAAUAAGAGUUAAUGGAGAGGCCAUCAUUUCCUUUAAUCCCUCAAGAGGAAUUAGACAAGGAGACUCCCUCUCUCCUUAUCUUUUUAUCAUAGUUGCAGGAGCCUUUUCCUGCCUCUUGAAUCAAGCUGAAUUGAAGGGCAGUAUCUCAAGCAUACCAAUUGGAGCUGGGUCUAUUCGUGUUAACCAUCUGUUUUUUGCAGAUGAUAGUUUGCUUUUUUGCAAGGCCAACUCUUUGGAGUGGAGCAGGAUGCUGUACAUACUGGAGGUCUAUGAGAAGGCCUCGAGGCAGGUGAUAAACAAAGAUAAAACCAGCAUCUUUUUUAGUAGCAACACUCUUACUGAGAUCCAAAACAACAUCCUUAACAUCUCAGGAGUUAAAGCAUCUGGCUCUUUUGAAAAAUAUCUUGGCCUACCUACUGUUCUGGGCAAAUCCAAAGGGGCAGCUUUUCAUUCUCUUAUUGAUAGGACAUGGCAAAGGAUUACAAACUGGAAGACUAAAUUUCUGUCAGCGGCAGGGAAAGAAUUACUCAUGAAGGCUGUCCUACAAGCCAUCCCAACAUACACUAUGGGCAUCUUCAUGCUCCCAGUGUCAAUAUCCAAGAGAAUUAACCAACUGUUGAGGAAGUUUUGGUGGGGUUUUGAGGAAGACCAUACUAAGGUUCAGUGGGUAAAGUGGGAUCAAUUGAGCCUGGGAAAGGAGAAGGGUGGUCUCGGCUUCAGGGAUAUCAAGAGCUUCAAUCUUGCCAUGUUGGCAAAACAAAGCUGGCGCCUACUCCAAUAUCCAAGCUCACUGCUAGCUCAGAUUCUCAAGCAAAAGUAUUUUCCCAAUGGGGCACUAUUGGACUCAAAGCUGGGCAGCAGGCCAUCCUAUGCAUGGAAGAGCAUCCAAAAUGGCCUACAUCUCUUAAAGGAAGGACUGGUGUGGAGAAUUGGUAAUGGGAAACGGGUAAACAUAUGGGAAGACAAGUGGAUCCCUCAACCUCAUACAUACAAGGUAUCGUCCAUCAAGCCUGAGGAAACAACACUUUCAUUAGUAGCAGACCUUAUUGAUCCAGAUAUGAAGCAAUGGAAGGAGCCAAUUCUACACAGUCUGUUAUCUACAAAUGAGGUAGACGUCAUCAAGUCUAUUCCAAUUAGCAUUGGUGGGAGGGAUGACCAACUAGUGUGGAAUGACACUAAAAACAGUAAGUUCUCUGUUAGUAGUGCCUACCACCUAGAUAGAGAGAUGGAGUCUAGACUAAAGGGGGGAUUCUCACACCUUGAUCCCCUUUCUAGUGUUUGGAAAACCUUAUGGAAGCUACCAACUACACUAGCAGUCAGAAUGUUCGUAUGGAAAACAUGUAGUGAGGCUUUACCCACCAUGACAAACUUGAUGAGAAGACACAUUGUCACAGAAAAUUACUGCCCAAUAUGCAAACUAGAGUGUGAAACAACUGAGCAUGCCCUUUGGAGCUGUGAGGCUGCUAAGGAUAUUCUAAGCAAAGCUUUUGGUGAAAUAGAGGCUUACAAAUCCAGCCAAGACCACCAAGGCUCUUGUCCAACCAGUCAUAAUGAGGGGUCAGAUCGUGUCUGGCUCAAACCUCCUGCAAGUUACUAUAAGUUGAACUGGGAUGCAGCCCUUAAUUCUGCUCAGGGACUAGUGGGAAUUGGUGCCAUUUUGAGAGAUAAUCUAGAAAGAAGCAUCGGUACUCUUCAGGCCAGGAGGGAGCUGAAUUUGAAUCUAUUCAGUGGGGAAGCUUAUGCCUUGAUGAUGAGUGUCGUUUUUUGUAAGGAAAUUGGUGUUUCUAAUCUGGUAGUCGAGGGAGAUGCACUACAAGUCAUCUGGCUUCUUAAUGGCAGUUCUCUCAACUGUAGUUGUGGUGGAUUGAUAGUGGAAGACGCCAAGAGGGAGCUGAACAACUUUGCUAACUGGUCAGCAGUUCACACUAAGAGGGAAGGCAACAAAGCAGCCCAUGCUUUAGCCAGAAAUGCCCUCACACUUUCUGAAGAUUUGUUAGAACUUGAACUUACGCCAAUUUGUAUUCAACAGAUUGUAACAAGUGAAAUGUCUGUAAUGUCUUGUUAA
Messenger RNA from Carya illinoinensis, 2187 nucleotides. RefSeq lists its product as uncharacterized. The transcript is spliced from 3 exons. The coding region runs from base 1 to 2187 and encodes 728 amino acids. Lineage: Eukaryota; Viridiplantae; Streptophyta; Magnoliopsida; Fagales; Juglandaceae. The record is from RefSeq and is a predicted model, not a curated record. Gene Ontology annotation, molecular function: RNA-DNA hybrid ribonuclease activity; nucleic acid binding.